GUGCUGAGAGGUAAACACAUUGAAAUUCCGACUGCGGCGCUGCAGAAGUCGCCACUGUGAACUUUUUCUCAUCCCCUUGCAGGGGCCUUUGGGAGGACUGUUGGAAGUGACUCAGCUGUCUUCAUAGAGACAUCAUGUACGGGCUGCUGUGUGAGAGUCUGCACGACUUCAUCAAGGAGUCGUACGGCGACGACGUGUGGAAGCUGGUCAGGGAGAGAGCCGAUGUCAGGCUGCACUCCUUUGUUACCCACCAGGUGUACAGUGAGAGUGUGAUUCCACGUAUUGCAAAGGCGGCCAGUGGAGUGACAGGAACGCCCUACAAUGAGCUGAUGAAUUCCUGGGGUGUCUACUUCCUGGGCUUCGUUGGGAAGUACGGCUAUGACAGGAUCCUCAAGGUGCUGGGCCGUCACGUACGUGACUUCGUCAACGGCCUCGAUAAUCUCCACGAGUACCUGCGCUUCAGCUACCCCAAGGUGCAGCCCCCAACCUUCUUCUGCCAGGAGGAGUCCGCCACCGGGGUCACCCUCCACUACAGGAGUAAACGUAAGGGCUAUCUGCACUACGCCAUGGGUCAGCUGAGGCAGAUGGGGAAGCAGUUCUACGACACCGACAUCCACGUGGAGGUGCUGUCUGAGCAGAUGGUCGGGGACUAUUCCCACGUCACCAUGAGGCUGAACUUUGACAACUCGGCCUACCGCUACAUCAUGAAGGAGGAUGAGGAGGAGCAGGAGAUUUUGCCCAUCACCUCUGACUUCUUCUUUGAGGUCUUCCCCUUCAACAUCGUCUUCAGACAGGACAUGGUGGUGCAUAAUGUUGGCUCCGGCCUGGCCACAGUCUUCCCCGAUCUGGAUGGGAAGAAGAUCAACGACGCCUUCCUUCUGGCUCGCCCCCUGGUGGAGUUCACCUGGAACAUGAUCAUCUCCCACCCCAACAACCUGUUUGAGAUCAUGUCCAAGGAGCCCGUGAAGAGAGAGAGGAACCUUCACAACCGAGUCCAGAAUUCCGACUACGACAACGCCAACCGCUCUGCUGACGUAGAUGUGGAGCUCAUGGCUUUCCAGUCCAUCAUUGGAGAUGAUUACAAAGACGGUAACAGUGCUAAUGCGAUGGAGAGCUGGGGCGACGGGAGCCGCUGUCUCAAACUUAAAGGACAGAUGAGAUACAUGCCGGAGUGGGAGUCCAUCAUCUUCCUGGGAACUCCUGUGAUGGAGAGCCUGAGUGCGAUGUUCAAGACCGGCCUGUACAUCAACGACCUGAGCAUGCACGACUCCAGCAGAGACCUGGUGCUGGCGGGCACUCAGCAGUCGGAGGAGCUGAAGAGGGCGCUCAUACAGGAGCAAAAGAAGUCCAGUAAGCUGGAGGAGAGCAUGAAGAUGCUGGACUACGAGAUGAAGAAGACCGAUGACCUUUUGUACAGGAUGAUUCCCAAGCCGGUGGCUAAAAGGCUGCGCAAAGGAGAGCCGGCUGUAAACACUUGUGAGGUGUUCCCAGAUGUGACCAUCCUCUUCAGCGACGUGGUGGGAUUUACUCGCAUUUGCAGCCACAUCACUCCGAUGCAGGUGGUCUCCAUGCUCAACACCAUGUAUACGCUGUUCGACACGCUCAGCGAGAAGCACCGAGUCUUCAAGGUCGAGACCAUUGGAGAUGCCUACAUGGUGGUAGCCGGGGCUCCAGAGAAGACAAAGUACCAUGCUCACAACAUCUGCGACAUGGCCCUGGACAUGGUGCGCUCCAUAGACCACCUGAAAGACCCCUCGAACGGCAACAACAUACAGAUUCGCGUCGGGAUCCACUCCGGGAUGGUUGUGGCAGGCGUGGUGGGACACAAGAUGCCACGCUACGGUCUGCACGGCGACACAGUCCACACUGCGUCUGCCAUGGAGAGCAAUGGAAAGGAGAUGCACAUUCAGCUCAGCAGCGCCACCUACGAGCACCUGAAAGGAAGUCACUUUAUCUUUGAGAGGAGGGGUACCAUCACCAUCAAGGGAAAUGUUGAAAUUGAGACCUACUGGCUCAAAGGAAAGAGGGACAAAGAUGGGAACGCUCAGGCAGCGUGUCCGCAGUUUGAGACCCAGACCAUCAGUAAGGCCAUCAGCAAGGCCACCAUCUCAGGCACCGAGGCCACAGGGGACGACGAGGGACUGGUUUUCCCACUGGUGGCGGGGGAGGACGAGGAUGACGUCAAGUCUAUCCGCUCUCAUCGCAUCAAGAUGGAAAUUUCAGGCCAUUCUCUGGAGGAGUCGAUGGAGGAGUGCCGGGUGGAGGAGAUGUCGGUUCAUAAGUCCCACUACAAGGACGCUUUGCAGGACGGCCUGCAGGACGCUCACCUGGAGCUGGACUCACCUGAGUCCGAUGGCAGAGACUCCAUCAUGGAGUCCCGCGGCAGCUCCUGUGACUCCCGCUGCUCCAAGAGCGCCAUGUGCUCCGUGUCGUGAACAAACAAAGCCAGAAAUUCAUUUGUGUUUCUGUUUCUGAAGCGCUACUUGUGCGUCUCACUCAGAGCUUUGAAUGUUAGGCCAAUGUUAGGUUGGAUAGGAGUGCUGUUUUGCUCUUAUUUUAGCCUUUUUUUUUGGUGGAGUUCUUGCGUACUAGUCUGGAGCACUUGACAUUUUCUAGAGGGCCUUGCGGGUGUUUUGUUGCACGGUAACAUCAUCAGUACGUAUUUAGCUCUGACAAUACAGAAAUCAAUCGCGGCUGAUUUCUGACUUUGAUCGGUUCAAACAGCUGCCUCGGAGCUUUAACAAAAAAACCCUACAAGUGAGCAGACAACCCUCCAAUUAAUACUUCUCAUUAGUCACCCAUUGUGUAACAUGUCUCAGUACCGCUGCCAGCGUGGUUCCGCUGGACUCAAACUCUGUGAUUUUCUACACCGUUUUGUUCUGUAGUUUUGACGUCUUGUUUCAUUCCCUGAAUAAAAUCACUCUGAAUCUC
Acanthopagrus latus (yellowfin seabream) is the source of this 2931-nucleotide messenger RNA. Its product is annotated as soluble guanylate cyclase 88E-like. NCBI's taxonomy places the organism in Eukaryota, Metazoa, Chordata, Actinopteri, Spariformes, Sparidae. Gene Ontology annotation, molecular function: heme binding; oxygen sensor activity; guanylate cyclase activity. The coding region runs from base 135 to 2435 and encodes 766 amino acids. The transcript is spliced from 18 exons. Gene Ontology annotation, biological process: response to oxygen levels; cGMP biosynthetic process; nitric oxide-cGMP-mediated signaling. The record is from RefSeq and is a predicted model, not a curated record. Gene Ontology annotation, cellular component: guanylate cyclase complex, soluble.